Gadus macrocephalus (Pacific cod) is the source of this 6049-nucleotide messenger RNA. RefSeq names its product alpha-kinase 2 (gene alpk2). The transcript has 11 exons. The record is from RefSeq and is a predicted model, not a curated record. Bases 361 to 5259 code for a protein of 1632 amino acids. Gene Ontology annotation, molecular function: protein serine/threonine kinase activity; ATP binding. NCBI's taxonomy places the organism in Eukaryota, Metazoa, Chordata, Actinopteri, Gadiformes, Gadidae. Gene Ontology annotation, biological process: protein phosphorylation.
AUACCCAAGUGGUGCAUCACAGGUCUGUUGGACUAGCGCUCGGACGAGGGUACGUAAUGUGCAUGGCUUGGAAAGCCCCACCGCCGGCUAGACAACUGUUUUAAUGCCUCCAGUGAUAUAAUUACACCUGCGGGACUAUUUGAUUUAUGACGUAGCUACAGACGGAAGGCACUGAAAAAAGACAUAGCAAUUGCUCUCUGAGGGAGAAAUUACAUCAUGUAACCCCAGAUCAACAAACCCCCCACAGUCGUCUACUACUGCUAAGCCCUUGGUUGUAAAUUAGUCUGGAGCUUCUAUACUGGGGCUCAGGUCCCAGCCCCCCUACUGCCAACUUCCAGAGACACAUUCGUGGAUAUCCCUAUGGAUCCUUCAGCUAAUCUUUCAGACAGUCGGUCUGAGUCACUGAAGACUCUCUCUGACACGCAUACUGAGGAAAUGGAGCCUUCACUUCCCAAUAAAACCACAUAUGUGGAAUCACUUGUUUACAAGAGACAUGCAGAAGCUGUUGCGGAUCCACCAAAGCCCCUUUGCUGUAUGAACAAAAGCGUUUCCAAAAGACCUGAAAUUGAAACCGUGUCCGACCACGAUUGUUUGAGAUCUUUGUCGCCAAACGGUACCUCGCCAGAAUGGCGUUUCGUAGACGACCACACAAACCUUCAACCAAUUUCAAGUGCAGUUAACUGUCACCGGAAAAAGAGUGAUUUGAGCGUCCAUAAAUAUAGUACACCUUCCACAAGCAACUCACCUCAAAUUACACGUUGCCUUCCAUCAGCCCCCAGUUGUCACACAGUGCCCUCAAAAACCCUCCCAGACCUCUACCAUAAAGAAGCAGCUGUACAUUACAGUCUGAAGCAAGAUCCCAGUACUAGUAAAGCUCAUAGGAUGGUGUCACCUACUUUAAUCAGUUUGAUGGAUCGACCUCAAUCUGAUCAAACGGACCCUGAGACUGAAUGGACCCCCUGCAGCCUGGAACACGACAGUAACAACAUUGAUCCUUCCACACUCUUAUCAGAUCUUUCGAGUGGUUUGACAGAGAGCGACUGUGCUGUGGAGCAUCUGUUUAUCUUGGAGAGUGAGACACAGGACUUCCUCAACCUCAGCAGCCAAUCCAAUCCAGCCUUGGACAACCAGAUAUCUUCUGACAGACCCUCAGUGUUUCCCCAGAGCCUCUUUAGUAACACACUUAUCCCCAGUGAAGACAUUUUGCAAGGGGCUAUGACUGAAUCCCAUAACCAUUUAUUCAAAAAUGUGGACUUGGAUUCAGACUCUGAACCGUGUACCCAACAAAUUGGGCUGGAACCGCCAACUGGAACAGACAAUGCCUGGAAGCAUGUUACGCCAGUGGGUGAAACAGGGUCAACCAGUCAUGUAAAUUCCCAAGUGGUGCAAAGCGACAACCCCAUUGAUCUAUGGAUGGACGCCUGUCAGUAUAUGUCCAGCGAGGACAAAGGAGCCGGCAAGCCAGACAGCGAGGGGAUCAUUGUGGACCAGUCGGGGAAUUCAGCAUUGAGUGAAGGGGCUGAUAUCACCGCCUGGUCCUGGCCUUGUCCUUCUGCAGACAGAGAGAUGUCCGGUCACCCCUCCAUGGAGCAGGGUGAUGCAAUGCGGCGUGUGUCCAGCGGUGACAUCGGCGUUUGGGGGCCUCCUCUCAUCGAGAGGUGGUCAUCGGUUGACAGCUGGGAGACGGCGCUCUCAGACUGGGCUGCCAUCAUCGCAUCUCCCCCGGAGGAGAUCACGGCCGCCUUCACGGAGAUCGGUGCGGAGAUAGACGCCCUGACACAGGCGCUCGCACGGGAUUCAGAGGCGCGUAAUGCGAUGGCGUUGCUAGUGAAGACAACCGGCCACGUGAGCACACGGGAAGAUACACUCCUGAGGGGCCGGGAAGAUACGGGGUUGUCUGACGUUCACCCCCAGAUGCAGAUGAUGAUGGACGUCCCGGAUCAGUCAGUGGAGUCACAACCCAGUUCUGACCUCUGCGUAAGUCCAGUCGGAAGCAAUUCCACCAUCACCGCCCUCUCCCCUAACACACCAACAGAUCCCGCUGUCGUCGAGGACCACCUUGAGGUUAAGCCAGAAAGUUCAACUGCAACUCCAAGAGAGGAGAACAGGCAUACAGGAGAGAUCAAGAGCGCCCGGGACCAGGACUCGAUUCCCCCUGUAGACACACAUUCAUCACCGAGUGUAUCCUCUGUUAUGUUGACCUCUCUGGGAGAAUGCUCUAUUGACGUAAGGACAGCUGCCCUGAUCUCCGGACAUCCCGGGAUCCUGGCGGUCCUGGAGGAGUCUGAUCCGGAUGUGGUCCAGUUCCGGGGAUAUGUUGGUCCAACGGACAGAGAUGGUGACACAAGCAACGGGGAAGACCACGUUUGGCUUCACAUUGAAGAGGAUGUGGACGAGGACUUGGAGAGAGAGUGCGCUCAGACUGAGCUCAAGUUUGAAGGGCCUCACGGAGGUGCCGUGUAUAAAGUGACAGCGGAGGACCUCGUCCCCCAGCAGGACUCAUCGGUAGCGGACAGAGAUUUACGGCACGGUGCGUCAGAGCUGACUGACUCCCCUCCAACGGUUGUUGAGUCAGAGACGCUCGAGUCAGAAGCUGCCGGAGAGGAACCCUACUGCCUCAGCGACGCCACACAUACCCUGAGGAAUACACACGUGCCCCUGGGGGACGCAAUAAACCAAGCGUCACAUGAAACUCCUCUGCAACAGAAUGUCCUGUGUUCCAGUGAGGGUCCUGCCUCUGCUCUUCCAGCAGCGCCCCUCGCUAUUGGCAGCCGGCAUCUCUGUGUGACCAUUAACGGUUUGGAAGGAGAUCAAGACUUCGCCCGAGUUGAGGUUUUCGAUGACAACAAGGAGGCCAGCUGUCCUCACACAAAGACCUGUGUACCUUUGCCAGCCCUUGAAGCCCCUGGUAGGUCACCUUUGCGGCGCUGCCACCAGAAUAAAACACAGUCCACCGAUGGGACUGAACAUUCAAACUCUGAGGAGGAAAUAAAGGGAGAGUCGCCGGUUAGCUUGGACGAUGAUGUUCUUCAACGAGGCUUGUGUCAUUUAGGAGGCCGCUUUACGACAGACCGCAACGCACUUGAUAUCAACCAAGAUAUCGAGGCCUUGAGUAGAGAACUGGCCAACCUGGUCUCUGUUCCCGGGGCUCAUUUCCUGCACUCGGAGAAGAGACGCCUGGCGUGCUUCACGCUAGACUUGGUGGAUCCGUUCUUCCCGAGGGCCACAAAGGACACGGCACCCCAGGGACUGCAGAACGGGGACCGGCCCGGAGCCGUUGGCCAGGAAGAUCUCACGAUGCCUCACAAAAUGCACAGGAGCAACUUGGACUUUAAGGCGCGACCAAAAAAGGUCGGGCCCACGACUGGGCUGCAUCCUGCCACGCCCACCUGCAAGAGGCAGGAGAACCUCUCUGCUAAUGCCCCGGGGCAGCAGCCCCCCAAGGGGCAUGACAACCACACCAAGGUUGACCCAUUGAAUGGACAGGAGGGUAAGGAGGAUGGCGCCGUUACCGCGGUCAAUGGCCCUACGGUGAGCGACGUGCCCGUCGCCAAGUCAUUAUGCAAGAAGAAGAAGAAACACACCACCCAGAAUGCAACAGUGGUGAAGAUCGAGCCGGAACCGCCGUUGGUGAAAGAGGAGAAAGGCAUCAAACAGAAGGCGAUGGAUGGAAAGAUAAGCGCGUUUGAAGCAAAGUUCGGUCCUAAGAUCAGUAAAACGAAAGAUAAAGUAGCAGUUAUUUCCGGUAAGCUGGAAAGUGCGCAAGCAGAUGGUCUUCAGCAGAAGUCACAGCACCCUGAGGCUAAAGCUUUAUUAGGGAAAGAGCCUCCAAACAGGGGAACCCACGUAAAACUGCAGGAAACCCCUCAGACGAAUCAGAUCAACGAAGACGCAGUUAAAAGGAGGCGCCUCUCGGAAAAGAAGUUUGGGAAGAUGGUGAGUGCUCUGGAGUCUAAGAUCAACAAGACAGAGGUUGCUACGGCGCCGAAGAGAGAGGAAGCCAAGGCUGGCGCUGAUACGACACGCAGGAAGGCCUACAGUGAUGUGGUCAAACAGAAACCCCCUAGAGAAGAGCCCAAGGUGGUGGUGGUGAUCCAGGUGGAGCCGGUGAGCGGAGACCCUCUGAGCUUGUGUCUGUGGUGUCAGUUCAGCGGCGUGGUCAGCGACCACACUGUCACCUGGAGCCGAGAGGGCCGCAGCCUGAGCGAGCUCAAGAGGAGUGGAGGGGAUGAGAGCAGAGUCUCGCUCACCAUUUCUAAGGCCUCUCAUCAAGACUUGGGCAAAUACCGGUGUGUCCUCACCAGCCUGCAUGGAUCACUGAGCCUAGACUACCUGCUCACCUAUGAAGUGCUGAGUCAGAUCGUCGUCCUUGCAACUCCUAAAACCAUCCCAUCUUCCCCCGCCGACAUCGUGGGCAACGAGGAGAACGUCCGCUGCUCCCGGCUGCUGUUCAGGGAGGACUUCCUGUCCCAGCAGUACUUUGGGGAGAACCAGGUGGCCAGCAUCGUCACGGAGCCGGUCCACUUCGGGGAGGGGAUGCACCGGCGGGCCUUCCGGACCAAGCUGCAGGCCGGCCUGGUGUCCCAGCUGGAGCCGGGGAACAUCUGCGUGCUGAAGGUCCACACCUCCAUCACCUACGGGACCAAGGACAACGACGAGCUGGUGCAGAAGAACUUCAGUCUGGCUGUGGAGGAGUGCCAGGUCCAGAACACGGCCCGGGAGUACAUCAAGGCCUACACCACCGUGGCCCAGUCUGCCGAGGCCUUCGGAGAAGUCCCAGAGAUAAUUCCAAUCUACCUGGUCCACCGUCCCUCCAACGCCGUCCCGUACGCCACCCUGGAGGAGGAGCUCAUCGGGGACUUUGUGAAGUACUCGGUCCGCGACGGCAAGGAGGUCAACCUGAAGAGGAGCGACUCGGAGGCGGGCCAGAAGUGCUGCGCCUUCCAGCACUGGGUGUACGACAACACGGACGGGAACCUGCUGGUCACCGACAUGCAAGGCGUGGGUAUGCGACUUACCGACGUUGGAAUCGCAACCUGUAAAAAAGGCUACAAGGGCUUCAGAGGGAACUGUGCCACGUCGUUCAUCGAUCAGUUCAAAGCCUUACACAUGUGCAACAAGUACUGUGAGAUCCUCGGCCUGGCCUCUCUCCAGCCCAAACCCAAGAAGACCUUCUCAGCCCCCAAACCCAAGCCUCAGCCCUCCUCAGCCCUCCCCAAGAAAAAGACAUUCGGUCCCACUGUGAAGGGAAAGUCAUGAUGAUGGAGAAUCACAGACGAGAUGUCUGGGACAUUAAUGGUAUAAGUGUUGGGUCUUUGAGAAGGUCACUUCCACCGCCUCUGAGGUUUCUUGAUGAAACUGGACUUCUGAAAGGGGACUCGAACUCUGAAUGGGGAUUCGAACCGAAUGGAACUUGGAGAAGAGGACGUACAGGUUAAGAAGGCCUGGAGAAGACAAUGUUAUUGGAGGAGGGUCGUUUUGUCCAAUUAUUUUCUUUCUUGUUUCAGCUUUGGAUUCUGAGGCUGAUCUAUGACUUUAGACGACGGUUAAGGAUUAAUUUGUUUCGUGUUUUGAAACAUAAAUAUCUUUACAAGAAUCAUCUUGAGGUGUUAUUGGAUAGUGAGAUAAAAUGAUUUUUGAGAGAACCUGACAGUGAAUAAACUCGGAAAUGAAUGUAGCUUGUUUGUCAGCAGAACGAUAUACAAAGCCCAAUGUCUUAGACUGAAAUGUAGCAAUAUUAUAUUAUUUUCUUAACAGAUUGGGGAAGCUGGUUUUUUUUCUUUCUUGAUUUUGUACCUCUGGCACCUUUUAAGUGUUUCUGGCUCACGUUAAUACAAACACAAAACAUUGGCACUUGAUAAAUAACAAGCCUUGUUUUAAUGAAGUAAUGUGUGCAAUAUGAUUGGCAACUGAUUGUGAGCCUCACUCAUAAGGGCUUGGCCCCGGUGAGAAUUUUAAUGAAGAGGACUUGUAUCAACCAAGUCCUUGAGGUCGAUCGAUAUCCUCUACUUUUACUGUUCACUGAGUAAAUAUACUGAUUUUUGAUGAA